Molecule: messenger RNA, 5351 nt
Organism: Polyodon spathula (Mississippi paddlefish)
Lineage: Eukaryota; Metazoa; Chordata; Actinopteri; Acipenseriformes; Polyodontidae
Product: CMP-N-acetylneuraminate-beta-galactosamide-alpha-2,3-sialyltransferase 2-like
Exons: 8
Coding region: 1536-2588 (350 amino acids)
Molecular function (GO): beta-galactoside (CMP) alpha-2,3-sialyltransferase activity
Source: RefSeq, a predicted model, not a curated record
UUACGCGUGUUGUACGUUCUCGUUGCUGUCUAUGACCAGCUGGGAUGUUUCUGACUACAAGGACCUAAAAGCAGCUUGGCUUGUGGAAUCUCUGUCUGUCGGGGGUCCCUGUUUAGGGGGCUGCAAUAAACACAAGAGGCUGGGCAAAGGCAGAGACCGGGGUCGUGUAAAACACGAAGAAGCAGACAGAGCUAAACAUCGCAACGGGAGAAAAUGCAUCAGAAUUACAUGUAUUGAAAAUUGAAAAUUGAAAAUACAUGGAUGGAUGCAGCUCUCGUAUCAUUUUAAUGAUACGGUAGUAAUAGUAAUAAUAAUUACAUGCUGAGAUGACGUGUCCGUUAUACAAGAACAGCAGAUAAGGGAUGCAGUAACCUCGCCAACAUAAACAUUUGGAUAAUUUGGCAAUGAACGCUGUUAUUACUCAAACAGACAGACCGCACUGAGUGCAGUUUUGAAAGGGAUUCUCCCAUCGCUGCGUUCUGUGUACCGGAGAGAACGAGCACAGCUCUGAGGAGUAAAGAACCAGAGCACUGUGCUGAAUGUCCUGCAGCAGUCGAAACACCAAACAACAUUUCAUUAAGCAGUCCACACACGAGUACGACAAUACACACGAGAAAGCAGCCCCUUCCCUCUCUCUCAGUGUCUCUCUCUCUCUCCUUCAUCUUGAUAUACCUCACAUAUACGGCUACAUAUCAAUAGUCACCUUGGCAACCAGUCUCUCUGUGAGCACUCUCAGCUGUGAAAGACAGAGAGAGGACCAAGAGGAAGAUGUGAUGUUUGAAGCAGGGAGGAACAUGGAUUAGCACGCAGCACGCCUGUUCUGAUCUCCAACAGCAGCCAAACUAAACAACAGAAAGCAACAAACAAGCUCCUACACAGCAUUGUGUGGGGACGAGGGCCGGGUGAUAAUCAGAAGCAAGGCAGCUGUCUGGGGGACCAUCUACUGGCUGAGGGAAGAGGACAGACAUUCUUCUCUUUUAACGAAAACCGAAGGAAAGCACAGUGAUGCAGGGAGAAUCACAGAGGUGCUGUGAGGAGAGUGAGAGGUACUGGACAGCGUCUGUCUGUAUUUAGCCACCGUGUCAGAGAAAAAGAGGCCCCAGGGCCAGCGGAGGAAUUAACAGAGAAAAUGAAGCAAACUAAAAAACAAGCCAGGCUUUGAAAACAGAUGGGGAAGGUAGCUGACCUUUUCUGUGAAAUGAAAGCAUUUUUUAAUAAGGCCCCUGUACAGAUACUGUUCAAGUGACAACCAGGAAGUCUAGCCGGGACUCCUGCCUGCAGAGGGCAAGGUGCUCAGGACUGUUCUGCACUCAAGCUCCUUUUCACAACAUACCAGUGUCGGCUGAGUGGGCUUGUAGUCAGUGGAAGCUAAGAAGAGUUCUUCAACUACAGUGAGACAGGCGGUUGGAUAUAGCCAAUCAGUCGGGACAGCCCAGCCAAUUAGUGAAGCAGGUAAAAACGCAGCAGUGAAGAAAGAGAGAGUAGCCUGUCAGUGGCUAGCAGGGGGAGGCAGUGUGUCCCCACUGUGUCCCACUAUGCGGUGUUCUCUGCGGAUGUGGGUGCUGCUGGCAUCUCUUGCGCUGCUGUUCUUCUCCUCGCUCCUCUUCUCAUUGUCGCUGCGAGGGGCCAGCCUGCCCUAUCUGGACCCUCCCGGCUGGGAGAUGGCUCACAGGGUCAAACUGGUGCCCAGCUAUGCAGGCAUCCGGAGGCUGGACUUGCCAGAGGGGGCGCUGCAGCGGACCUGUGCCUGCGAGAGCUGCGUGGGGGACCCUGGCGUGUCAGACUGGUUCGACGAAAACUACGACCCCGAUAUCUCGCCCGUCUGGACCCGUGACAACAUCCAGCUGCCUCUGGAUGUCUACUAUUGGUGGGUGAUGCUUCAGCCGCAGUUCAAGCCGCACAACAUGCAGCAGGUCCUGUCCAAGCUAUUCGAGGUGAUCCCGGGACACAGCCCCUAUGGCUCAUGGGACCCAUCCCGCUGCCAGCGGUGCGCAGUUGUGGGGAACUCAGGGAACCUGCGGGGAGUGGGCUAUGGUAGCCUCAUUGAUGGCCACCAGUUCAUCAUGAGAAUGAACCUGGCUCCCACACUGGGCUACGAGGAGGACGCUGGCAGCCGCACCAGCCACCACUUCAUGUACCCCGAGAGCGCCAAGAACCUGCCUGCCAAUGUGAGCUUUGUGCUGGUGCCCUUCAAGACACUGGACCUGCUAUGGAUCACCAGCGCCCUCUCCACCGGGCAGAUUCGCUUCACCUAUGCACCAGUGAAGCAAUUCUUGAGAGUGGACAAAGACAAGGUGCAGAUCUAUAACCCGGCGUUCUUCAAGUACAUCCAUGAGCGCUGGACGAAGCACCACGGCCGCUACCCCUCCACCGGCAUGCUGGUCCUGUUCUUCGCACUGCACGUGUGUGACGAGGUGAAUGUGUUUGGGUUUGGUGCCGACAGCCGGGGAAACUGGCACCAUUACUGGGAACAGAAUCGAUACGCCGGUGAAUUCAGAAAAACAGGGGUCCACGACGCAGACUUCGAAGCCCAGAUAAUCAACUCACUGGCCGAGGCCGGCAAGAUCCGAGUGUUCCGAGGGAAGUGAGCAGCCAGAGCGGGAGGGGGGGUCUUGUGACAAAUAGAGGAAGAAAACACUGAUAGGACUGUUCUUGAACUCCAGUGUGGGAGCGGAGGGUUGUCACGACACGAACAGGAAAGUGCAUUGCUGAAAGUGGACAGCUUUUCAAAAGAUGUCUUGGCUCCUCAGAUAAUCGUUGAUUCCAUAGCCGCAGAGGAUUCACUCUUCUAUCAUCGUGCGCUCCUGCUCAGCCAAUAAAACCCCAAAGGUCUUGUUACAUGAUGAUGUGACCCUCAGCUCUCUUGCUGUUUCCUCUGUUGGGCGGCUCACAGGUUCUGAGGGAGGCAGGGUUGGCAUCACUGCCUGACACAGACUCAGCACCUGCUUCUCAUGCAGGCCCGCACAAAACACAUCCCUGGAACACACACUAGGGGGAGCUGUGUUCAUCUGCAAUCAUAUUCUUCAAACCAGAAUCAUUUCUUAAAACAUGUAUCUUUUAAAUACAGUACCUUUUACUAGAAGUCAUAUCAGUGUAAACUCAACAAGCUGUGCAAUGAGCCCAUUGACCAGACCAAUGACUGGAUUAGCGCUACACCAUUGAAUAUUAAUCAAUAUUUAGUUGUUUUUGUGUAUUGCCUGUGGUGAUACAAAAGCAUUACAAUGUGAGACCUGCAGCUGCCCCCUAGUGUCUGUUUUUGGGAUCCCCCACGCUAGAAGCUGCACUACUGAAAUUAUCAAAUUUGUGUUAAAAGAUAACUCAGAAAUGUCUUAUUACUUUUCAGUAUUUCAGAUCUGAGAACUAUGUAUAUAUAUCAGUAAAUCAGCUAAAUGAACAUUUCAGAUAAUACCUCUUGCAGCAACCCAGUCUACUUUACAUUGUUGCUUAUAGUUGAACAUUUUGCUUUACAAGUGUUAUUCUUUGUUCAGGUCUGGAUCUCAAACAGAAACAAGCAUGUUCCUCCAAUACCCUGUGCAUAACAGCAUGAGCACUGGCUAGAUUUAAACUGUAUCUAUUGUGAAAGAUUUCACUUAAUAUAGGUUUGUUUCACUAUCCCCGCUCCUGAAGCUGUGUCUAUGGAUUCUAUAAACACUGUGAGCAUUGGAACCACGGGCUGGCUGGGCGCAGCUUUGUAAUCUCACUUCAGUAUUGAUUGCUUUGAACAAAAAUGCUUAUUAUUUCUGAGACUGUGUGUGUUUGUGUAAGUCAUGAUUUUAAAAGUAGUACUUCUGAUCUGGAUCUCCACUGGCCUGCUGUACUGCAGCUAUCUAUUGAAACUAGAGUGCCUUCUCAAAUCUCUGAACACAAAUGACAGGCAAAUAUCCUGACCAUUCUCUUGAGCAGACCAGACUCAAUUUUUUCAGUACUUGAAACAAAGCGAAGACUCCCAGUUAUCAUGCAGUUACAUUUAAUGAACAUGAACUUGUCCAAAAGGUGUUCUUUUAAAUAAACAGAAAAUACUUCGAUCACCCUCCAAAAAGUAUUGGGGCGGAUAAGUAAGUCAGGGGAGGGGGGUUAGUGUUGCCUUCCUUAUGGACUAUUAUGUACAGCGAUCAGGACGUUUUCAAUGUCCCUGCGACCCGCCUGCAGGAUUGUGCUUGGAAGGUAGAGCCCCGGAAUGGUGUCUCUUCUUAAUGUGAAGGCUGUUGAACCACUGCUGGCCCCCAGGCUUCUCUUCCACAAUGAGGUCUCCCCAUACCCUGAAGCACUGAGCAGCAUUGCCAUGCCACCCAAGGGAUCUUUGAGUGCCAGCAGCAAUUAAUCUACAACGUUAAACACCCCAGUGCCUCUUUACAAAGUUUCCCUUCUGAACUAAGAAGUUUCUACUUUUGUUCGGAUGUAACAUCAGAGUGGUUAAAGUUGUGGAUGAAUGGACUCCCUUACAGUGCAGCUGCAUGCCUUUUCUUUCAAGAGAACUUGUCUGGCCAUCAGCUUACUGCUGCCCCCCUUGGCAGGUGCCAUUUGGUAUCAGAAUAUUUGAAUGUGUUUCUGUUGUGCAGAGAGCAGGCAGUGCGGCUCAGUGGUCUGGUUCCUGCUGCCGCUUGUGAUACAGCACUACACCUUGUAGCUUGCCCAGGGUUUCAAUGCUGUAUCAGUGCUGUAAACAUCUGGAGCCAAGAGGCUUUCGGGAUGUAGUACUAGCACGAGCACGCAGUACUGUAGCAGCAAGCGUCUGCAAGGAUUCUGGAUUCCGAAAGAGAACCGUUUCAAAUGCUUCGGGGGCCUGAGGGAAAACAGUUAAUGACAGGAUUGAUGUCCAAAUGAGAACAUCCUCUUUCAGGAUUUUCUAAAUAAACUUGCUGACAAAGCCCCCUAGCAUCGCUCUGGUCAGACCUGAAUGAACGUGUGCCUUGCAGGUGUUGCACCUGAAGAGUUAGACAAAGACACACCCAGGAGUCACAGGAAGACACGUAAACUCAUUCUCCUGUUACUUUCUUGCUCAGUUCACUGUGCUUUCAGAAGACAUUUCUAAUCUCUGCAACACUCAAAGGCACUCCUAAACCUGCGCAAUACAAAUCACCAAAAUUGUUUCCUUCAAAUAAUCUCUUGAAAUUCUAGUCACAAAGAUUUGUAGCCAAACCCCUUUCUCAAGUACACCAGCACUUCAGUACUUUGAAGUACAGCACAUUUAGAAUUAUAUAUAUAUAUAUUCUUAAACACAACCUGUGAAAAGCUGUAUCAUGUUUAAUAAACUGUGCUUUAUCUCCCUUUUAUACCUAGCAGAUUAUAUGUGCUGUAAGGAUGUUUUUUAUCUAGUACUAUUGUAAAGAAAUAAAGAAAUGAAUCCAGGA